This is a messenger RNA of Saccostrea cuccullata (small rock oyster), 2180 nucleotides long. RefSeq lists its product as uncharacterized. The transcript has 9 exons. The coding region runs from base 3 to 2180 and encodes 725 amino acids. The record is from RefSeq and is a predicted model, not a curated record. Gene Ontology annotation, molecular function: protein binding. Lineage: Eukaryota; Metazoa; Mollusca; Bivalvia; Ostreida; Ostreidae.
UCAUGUCUCAAUUCAUCCUUUUCUGUGUGCUAUUAUAUAUUAUGACAUUUGAGGUGAACCAUGCCAGUGGGAUCAUACGACAGAGGGCAAAUGCUUCUUUAUGCCCUUACAUUCUUCCCUCCCCAUCAUUUCUUGAAGAAGAUUUCGGGAAAAAAGCCGUGUUUACUGCAUUUGUGGAAUCAAAACAAGAACCUGCUGAAGAUGCUAUAUGGCAAAAAAUUCUAAAUAAUGGUCAUACAGCAGAUAUUGACAGAUCUGAUGUUAAAUAUGAUGAGACUGAAAAUUUUCCAUCUCCAAAACUGGUCAUUAAUAAACUUGACUUUAAUGACACUGGUUAUUAUCGGCUGCAAGUCAAGAUUUCUGAUGGCUGGUGUACAAGUCCUACUAAUGUUCGCUUACGGAAAGUUCGGGGAAUUCUACAAUAUAAUAGGAGAUGCAAUGAAUCUCGGGAAUGUGAUGAAAGGAAAUAUUUACUAUGCUUGCUAUCAAACAGCCAGAAAAAGUGUCUGUGCCGUAAUUAUUUUUAUCAUCGUAACCAAACGUGUUUUGAGAAAUCCAGUCUAUUAGCCACAAAUAUAUAUUCCAACAUAACAUCUUCUGAGAUCAACAUAGAGUGGGGAGAACCAAGUACUGACUCCGAUCUAAUACAGCAUUACGACAUUAGCAUCAUAGACAAUGGAGGUACCACCAUAAAGUCAGCAUCUGUUGGAAAACAUACGAGUUAUAGGUACAUCUCGUACUAUGUUCCUGGACAUAGGUACUACUUCAAAAUAACAUCCAAUGUGAAAGUGAGCGACCCUUCAGAAACCUUUACCGUUGAAAAACGACAGGCAUUAAUUGUAGAACCUCUUCCACCAGGCUCUGUGAUUAGGAACACUAGUAUCUUUCACCCUGAGAAACUACAUCUAGAAUGGACACCUCCGGAAAACAAUACUCGUGUUGAUAGAUACAUUAUCAAUAUAUAUAGUAAUGCACAAACCUAUGCCUUCGUUACAUAUACUAAUAAAGGGUCCUUGUCAAAUAGGUUGGAGCCUGGUAAAAAUUACACUGUAUCUAUCGUUGCCAGAAGUUAUGGGAAAAGUAGUAAGGCUUAUAAGGAAGUAAUCAAUACUCUACGUACUCCUUGGGUAAUAAUCACUUCAGGGCAUUGGGUCGAUGUUCCAUACCUCUCAAACAUGGAAAUAACAGCAACGGUCAAAAAUAUGUCUGAUUUUCCGCCUACUUUGGAAACGAAGUGGGAAACAAAUUUCAGCGGGUUCAACAUAACGCACAGUAGAUAUAACGGCAGUUCCCUUGACCUCUUCAACCCAAACCUGGUUAUCAACAGGGUGGAUUUUUAUCAUGAAGAAGGAGCUUGGUUUCGAUGCUCUGCACGAAAUUCGGAAGGUUGGGGAACAAGUGAAUAUACAUCAAAUGUUGACGUUCAUGGAAGUCUAAAAUUUUCUGAGCCAUGUAACUAUACAAGAGAAUGCCUUGAACAUAAAUAUUUGGAAUGUUCCAGCGGCAAAUGUCUGUGCAAUACAUAUACUUAUCAUAAGGGAAAAAAAUGCUACAGCAGUAGUGAUUUACAAGCACGAUCAAUCCAUAUUAUGAGCUCCACGUGUGACAUUACCAUUACAUGGGAGCAUCCUACAAGGGACCGAGAGCUGAUAACAGGAUACCAAGUCAUCACUUCUGAUACACAUAUUAUGAAUGGAAACCAAGCCAUUUCUUCAAAAACAGUUUCUGUCGGAAAUAUAACGGAAUAUACAACUCCAUGUAAAUUACAACCAGGAAAGCGACAUUCAAUCUACAUUCGUUCAAAGAUUCAUUUAAGCGAUCCACCAGACGAAAUUAUUGUAGAUUCAGAAAGAAAUUAUGUAAUCUUAGAUCCUGUCAAACCUGGGAAACUUGUGCAAAAUCUUUGUAAUCGUUCCGCUGACUACUUGUACUUACGAUGGGAAAAAUCCGGAAAGAAUUCCUUCGUAAACCGCUACAGAGUGACAAUUGAUGGUCGUACUCAGAUAACAACGGGAUAUGAACCAGAAAUUUACUGGGAGGUCCUGCUGCUGCCUAAUACUCAGUACAACGUAACCAUUACAGCAAUAAGUUACGGAUUUAUCACCAAUUAUCCGUCUUACGGAUCAAGAGAAAGCCUUCCAUUAAGCUUUGAAAUUGAAACGACAAGUAAAGGUACUUGA